GCUUCCCGCGAAAUCUAAUAUCACCUUUCCAAACUGCUUUCCUCACCUGAGAGAAAACAGAGCGAGAGAGAUGGUAGAGAAGAGAAGCAGCAGCUGCAAGAAAACCUCCAACGGCAGCGGAAGGAAGAAGAAGAAGCUCACUCAAGAAGAUCUCUCCUCGAUCAUUUCCCUCGUCGCUUCCGCCACAACCCUCUCUCGCUCUUUCCUCUUCCACAACGACCUCCUUCUCCACCCUUCCCAAACCCUAACCCUAGAAUCCUCCAUCAACACCACUGCUCUUUCCCUCUCCAAGCUCCACUCCUCCCUCUCUCUCCCUUCUCCUCCUUUCCAAACCCUAACUGCAGAUCACCCUUCCCCCUGGGCCCACCGCUUCCUCUCUGAUCCCUCUACCCAUCUCCUCUUCCUCGAUUCCUUCCGCAUUUCCAAACCCUCAUUCGAUCGUCUCCUCCAAAUCCUCACCCCUUCCCUCCUUCGAUCAUCGCUUUCCGUCCCUCCCAAUUUCAAGCUCGCCGCUGCCCUCUUCCGCCUCGCACAUGCCGCUCCCUUCAAGUCCGUCGGCCGCUGGUUCGGGAUCGAUUCCGCUGCUGCCUGCCGCUCUUUCUACGAGGUCUGCAAGGCUGUUAACGACACUCUCUCUAACCUCCUCCAGUCCGACCGGCAGCGGAUCCUCGACGGGUUUGGUGCGGUCUCACUCCCCAACUGCUGCGGUGUCCUCGGAUUCAGCCGGUUUUUUAUUGAUGGUGGGUUGGGGAACGACGGGACAGUGAUUGUCCAGGGGUUGGUUGACUCCGAGGGGCGGUUCCUUGAUGUUUCUGCUGGUUGGCCUGGCUCGAUGCCCCCUGACACGAUCUUGCGCCAGACGAAUCUGUUCUCGCGGGUCGAGGAAUCGAAGGAGAUGCUGAAUGGCCCUACUUUCGAGCUUGCGGGUGGUAAUUCAAUCCGGCAGUAUGUGUUGGGGGAUUCCUGCUGCCCUCUCCUGCCUUGGCUUCUAACGCCCUAUAGACAAACAGGUCUGAAUGAAAACGAUUCUCGUCAGGUUUUCAAUUCCGUUCAUGGUCGGGGGAUGGCGUUGGUCAAUAACGCGUUUGGGAGAGUUUUGGCUCGGUGGCGGCUUCUUUCCGCGAGGUGGAAGCAGGACAGUGUCGAGUUCUUUCCAUUCAUUAUCAUCUCGGGGUGUCUUCUGCACAAUUUUCUUAUCAAAUGUGGCGAGCCCACAACGGAUGAGAUUGGGGAUUAUUUGAGGGAGCAGAGGUUUCAGGAACAUGAAGAGGGGGAGAAUGAGGGUGGCAAAAGUGUUCGAGAUGUGCUCGCAUCACAUUUGAGUUUGGUAAGCCACAGGGAAUAAUUGGUGGUAAGUGAUAGUUGCUGAAGCAGUCCUUUUGUCCAUAGUAUCUAUUUUGUAGGCUAAGUAGUGCCCAUGCUAGUUCUCACGCUAUGUUUUCUUGGAUUCUAAUCUUUCGCAUUUAGGAAGCUAGUGUUUCUUGGUUGUACUAGUAGGGAAUUGCGCAAUGUGCAGGUACAGGUGCAGUAAGAUAUCAACAUGUGUAGAAAUUUUGUGCAAGAGAUCCAAGUGGCCCCACUGUAUAUGUACCGUGACCAAUAAUCCAAUAUUAGCUGCACUUGUGCACAAGUGCAGUGCUAUCA
Molecule: messenger RNA, 1644 nt
Organism: Magnolia sinica
Lineage: Eukaryota; Viridiplantae; Streptophyta; Magnoliopsida; Magnoliales; Magnoliaceae
Product: protein ALP1-like
Exons: 1
Coding region: 71-1345 (424 amino acids)
Source: RefSeq, a predicted model, not a curated record